Messenger RNA from Monodelphis domestica (gray short-tailed opossum), 966 nucleotides. RefSeq names its product eukaryotic translation initiation factor 1A domain containing (gene EIF1AD). The record is from RefSeq and is a predicted model, not a curated record. Gene Ontology annotation, cellular component: nucleus. Gene Ontology annotation, molecular function: translation initiation factor activity; RNA binding. Gene Ontology annotation, biological process: translational initiation. NCBI's taxonomy places the organism in Eukaryota, Metazoa, Chordata, Mammalia, Didelphimorphia, Didelphidae.
CACGGCCCUGGCGCCCGCCAGCCCCACGCGCACCUACCAGCUCCUGCUCCUCUAACGGUCGUACUCCACCAAACAGCCUCUCCCGCGGCUGCCUCAAUCCCGCACAGCGUGUGCCGGCUUCCGCUUCCAGGCCGGAACUGAGGCGGCGGGGUCUGUGUUUCCCAGCUUGGGGACACCGCGGCGCCGGAAGCGCCAUUUCCGGAAAUCCCCGGCGCGGGUUGGCGGCGGCGGCAGCGGCAGUAGCAGCAGCUAGUAGGCAGGAGCCGGCAUGUCCCAGGCCACCAAGCGGAAGCACGUGGUGCAGGAGGUGCUGGGGGAGCACAUGGUGCCCUCGGACCAGCAGCAGAUCGUGAGGGUGCUGGGGACCCCUGGCAACAACCUUCACGAAGUGGAGACUGCCCAGGGCCAGCGCUUCCUGGUCAGCAUGCCCUCCAAGUACCGCAAGAACAUCUGGAUCAAAAGAGGUGACUUUCUCAUCGUGGAUCCCAUCGAAGAAGGGGAAAAGGUGAAGGCUGAGAUCUCUUUUGUACUCUGCAAAGAUCACGUCCGUUCUCUGCAGAAGGAAGGACUCUGGCCUGAAGCCUUCUCUGAGGUAGCCAAGAAGCAAGGCAACAGCAGGAACAGACCACCUCAGCCAGAACUCCCAGGAGAAACCCAGUCUUCAGAAGAGGACAGCUCAGAAGAUGAUUCAGACCUCUUUGUCAACACCAAUCGGGUACAGUACCAGGAGAGCGAAGAGGAGAGUGAAGAAGAGGCCUGAGGCACCAGCUUCACUUCUGGCUACCCUGACCCGGCCUCCAUGGACAUAAUUAGGGCUGCUCUGUGGAUCUACCCCCUGGAGGGGGAUGAGGCAGGGCCCCCAUCUGAACUUCUACUCUUCUCUGUAAGAGAUUAAACCCCUGGUGGGUUGAGAGAGCUGUGCGUUGACUUGUACCAGUGUGCCUAGUAAAGCGAUUCCGACUUUGA